UUUCCCACUUCUGCGCGAGACGCGGUGAGUUCACCACGAGAGGAGCAGGUGGAGCGCGAGCAGAGCAGAGCGGACUGACGGACUGCAGGUGAAGCAACAGACUGGAGGAGGGCUUGUGUGGAUCUCAGUGUCGGACAAAAGGACGGAAAAAAGUGGGCAUUUGGAAGAGGAAGCUGAAAGUUGAGGAGUCUCUCUGUGCUGGCUGUGGACGAAGUGACUGGAAAGACAAGUGUCUCUACACAAGAGGUAUAUAGUGACCUCUCAGCAUGCAGCACUACGGAGUGAACGGUUACUCUCUGCACGCCAUGAACUCCCUCAGCGCCAUGUACAACCUGCACCAGCAGGCCGCGCAACAGGCGCAGCACGCGCCCGACUACCGGCCGUCCGUGCACGCGCUCACACUGGCAGAGAGACUAGCUGACAUCAUCCUGGAGGCUCGCUACGGCUCUCAGCACCGGAAGCAGCGCCGCAGCCGCACGGCCUUCACCGCGCAGCAGCUGGAGGCGCUGGAGAAGACCUUCCAGAAGACACACUACCCGGAUGUGGUGAUGAGGGAGCGGCUGGCCAUGUGCACCAACCUGCCCGAGGCCCGUGUGCAGGUUUGGUUCAAAAACCGCAGAGCCAAGUUCCGCAAGAAGCAGCGCAGCCUCCAGAAGGAGCAGCUCCAGAAGCAGAAGGAGGCGUCGGGGGAAGGAGGAAGCGAGAAGGAGGACGCGCCUCCCUCCACAGCUAUCCUACCCGAAACACAGCUCCCUCCUUCAUCCUCCUCAUCGUCUUCCUCCUCUUCUCUGGAGACAGAGGGUCCUGCGGUCCAUCCUGCACCGCUGGACAUGGAGCUGAACGUCACGUCGGCGGAACACUCCGGCAGCGAGUCGGCGACGGAGGACAAUGCCACAGAUAAGGAGGACGAGAGUAAAAAUCAUCAGAGAGAGGAGAUGAAGUGUGAGAGAGCAGUGACUCCUGGGGAUGUUUCUCCAGCUUGCAAAAGACUCAGCCCUAAACCAGACUCUCCCCUGAUCUCUCCGUCCGUGACCCCCUCCUCCUCCAGCAGCGGCCUGGCCAGCAGUGCUCCUCUCUCCCAGAGCCACUCCUACUCCUCCUCCCCUCUCAGCCUGUUUCGUCUGCAGGAGCAGUUCCGCCAGCACAUGGCCGCCACCAACAACAUGGUGCACUACCCGGCUUUUGACCUCUCCGCCCCGUCUUCACUCCCCUACCUGGGAAUGAACGUCAACAUGCCCCCGGCGCCGCUGGGCUCUCUGCCCUGCCAGUCUUACUACCAGUCCCUAUCCCAUCACGCCCAGCAGGUGUGGAACAGCCCGCUGCUGCAGGCGUCGGCUGCCGGCGGCCUCGCCAGCCACAACAGCAAGACCACGAGCAUCGAGAACCUCCGUCUGAGGGCCAAGCAGCACGCCGCCUCGCUGGGACUGGACACAAUGUCUAACUGAGGAUCAGACUGUAUGGAGGACAAACUACACAUCACCCCAUCCCACUGCGUGUCUGUGUGACUGUGAUAGUUCUCUAGGAGCCGUAUACCGACCCCCUUCUCAAGUAGACGGGCACAGGACAUGCAGAGAUGUCCAAGAA
This is a messenger RNA of Sebastes umbrosus (honeycomb rockfish), 1584 nucleotides long. RefSeq names its product diencephalon/mesencephalon homeobox 1a (gene dmbx1a). The transcript is spliced from 5 exons. The record is from RefSeq and is a predicted model, not a curated record. Bases 267 to 1445 code for a protein of 392 amino acids. Gene Ontology annotation, biological process: regulation of transcription by RNA polymerase II. Gene Ontology annotation, molecular function: DNA-binding transcription factor activity, RNA polymerase II-specific; RNA polymerase II transcription regulatory region sequence-specific DNA binding. Lineage: Eukaryota; Metazoa; Chordata; Actinopteri; Perciformes; Sebastidae.